CUCUCUCUCUCUCUCUCUCCUCUCUCUCUGCCCUCUUCUGUUAUUGUUUGCUUGUAGUAACUACUAGUUCCGUUCGAUUUGGAUCAUCCAUCCAUCGGCUGAUGACGCACUUUGCGCAAACAACGCCCCUUAAUUUUAUUCAAUUCAAUUUAAUUCCCUCUCUACACUACAAUCCAUCAAUCCAUCAACAAACACUCUACAAAUCCAUUCCUCCUCCCUCAUCACAUCACCAUCUCAUCUCAUGGCCGCCGACGACGGGAACAGCAGCGCCAAGCCCCCGCCCUUGUCCCUCCUCCACGACACCGACCAAGUCCAGAAAGUUUUUGCCCGUUUCGACACCAACGGCGACGGCACCAUCUCCUCCGACGAGCUCGCCUGCGUCCUCCGAGCCCUCGGAUCCGACCCCUCCGACGACGAGGUCGCCCAGAUGAUGGCUGAGAUGGACACCGACAAGGAUGGCCGGAUCAACCUCGACGACUUCGCCCACUUCUGCAAGGCCGCCCACGAUGGGGCCGGGGAGGAGAAAGACCUCCGGGAGGCAUUCGAGCACUACGACCAGGAUGGCAACGGCCAAAUCUCCGCCACGGAGCUCCACCAGAUCCUGACGCGUCUGGGGGAGCGUUGCACCGUCGAGGACUGCGCCGGGAUGAUCCGCUCCGUCGAUGCCGAUGGCGAUGGUUACGUCAGCUUCGACGAAUUCAGGAAGAUGAUGACCAACAACAAGUAGAGCUACACACCACACCCCUCCCCCCCUGCCUGCCUUCCUUCCCUCCCUCCCAACAACAAAUUAUGGCAUUGGCACCACAACAGUUUUUAUUUAUUUAUUAAUUCCUAAUUCCUCUUGUUAAGUAAUAGUACUAGUAUAUAGGAUGCACUUGUUUGUACUACUACUCCAUUAAUAAUUAGACCAGGCAAUGGAGACCUCAACAACUACACCAAAAAGAAAGGAAAAGCCGAUUGUUUGAUUCAUAAA
Molecule: messenger RNA, 973 nt
Organism: Andrographis paniculata
Lineage: Eukaryota; Viridiplantae; Streptophyta; Magnoliopsida; Lamiales; Acanthaceae
Product: calcium-binding allergen Ole e 8-like
Exons: 1
Coding region: 242-727 (161 amino acids)
Molecular function (GO): calcium ion binding
Source: RefSeq, a predicted model, not a curated record